AGAGCCGAUUCCUUUUACGGAGCGAACCCACUUCCUUCCCUCUUUCCUUGUUCACGAGGCAGCAACGACGCAACAGGUCGAGCUGGACUUGCAUCAACGAUAUGCAUAUGUAUAGCGACAACAUCAUUGCAAACAAGUAAUUCAUUAUCUUAUCUUUUUUAAGCCGUGCUUAAUAAAAGUUCGAAGCGAUCGUUGUCUCGCUUUCACACGCGUAAAUGUACUAUCGUCUUUCCUCUCACGCGCCCUCCAAAAAGCAAGCAUUUCUCUCACUAUACAUUCAUUUGUUUUGAUCCACCCGGCUAAUAGAAAGAAACAACGACAAGAAGAAGCUGUUUUCCUUCUGUUCUACGAAGUCCAUUAGCGCAUACUUCAUGCCUCGCACCGGCGUGUUCACCUCCCCCCAGGGGCGGCAACGCAUCCGCGACUCGUACUACGCCGCCUCCGAGAAAGAAGCUGGCGUGGCGCAUCUCUGGCAUCUGCAGCAGCUCGCCGACAUUCGCUUCAACCCGAGCCACACCAUUCAAGAUCUGCCGGAGGUCGACUUCCAAAGCCCUGACAGCCCCGCAGACGCCUACCGAGAACUCUUUGCCCAUCGCUAUGCCCAACAGGUGCGGCACGAUGACGCGAAGGUGCACGAGCAAAACAGAACAGUGUACCGCCACCUCGUCCUCGCCUCCGACGACGACGCACGUCGGGUACGGCACAUGAACCUGGUGCCCACUGCAAACCAAGUGAAGAGCUUCGACAACAUCGAGCAGCAGACGGUGCACCGCACAAAACACCGCGAGCGCAGGCAGCGUGUGCUAGCGGAGGAAAACAAGAGGCUGCUGGAGCACUUAAUUCGCGUCCCACCGCACGUGCGGACGGCGAAGGAGCUCGACGCGUGGCACCACACGGUACACCAAAAGCGUCUCGUGCAGUUGUCGAAGUUCAGGCCGGCGGAAGAGUACGCCGGGGCACGGCUGCUGGAGGGCCGGUCGCGCGACGGCGCGGGGAAAAAACGGAGGAACUACGGUGUGGCGCCGCCGCUGGUGUGUGGUCGGCCCUACCCCCCACCCCCCCUCGCCGAGUACGCCCGCACGGCCCCGUCAUCGCUGCAGCCUGCCGGGUUCGCGACGAGCUUCAACGGUGUGCUGCUGCACGACGCAGGUGACGCCGCCGGCUCUGGUCGCCGCCUGCGUCGGCCGGACUGGCAGCCCCUCUCCGCGACGGACAUCCCUCUUCUGCACUACGGGGCGGACCAGCAGCUGCGCGGACGUUCCAACAACGAUAAUAGCAGCAGCACCAGCCGCGGAGGGAAGGGCCCGUCGGCGCAGCGGGAGCUGUGUCCAUCGCCGCAAAACACCUCGCCGGGCCGAAUCGCCAUCCUGAACGUGUCGACCGCCGGCACCGACACCACAGCGAAGCAGCUCUGCAGCCUUCGCGAUCAGGGGGCGGUGGUGGAGGGGGACGAGGAUGACGGCGGUGGCGGCGUCGACGCCGACAGAAAGAAGAGUCGCGGUCGCAACGUGAGCGAUGUGCGUCGCGUCACGGCUGAAGAGGAGGGGGGCGUCACGCAGCUCUGGCGGCACGCGGUGCAGGGCCGCUACCACAGUGGUUGUGGUACUGCCACGAGUAACUACAGCAGCAGCAGAGGACGGUCGGCCCCUUCGACGCGCUCCUAUGAGGCGGAGGAAGGUAGGCGGAGAGGAAGCGGCGGGGAAGAGAAAGCGGAGGUCUGCGCCUCCGCGCCGUGGACGCCGGCGCCACAGCCGCAGUUAUCUCGAUCAACUCCGCAGCGACUGCGACGGCGACCGCAGCAGCGGACUUCUUCGGCAGAGCCGGAUGCGGACGAGCAGCCGCAACAGCAGCAGCGUCUCUCGAAGAAGGCUUCUCGCCCCUCUUCCAGUGUGCGUUCUCCUUCGGACGCCAUCGGCGCUGCAGUCACCGCCGCCCCGCCAAACGAGCGCGGCUGUGCAAAGGGAAAAGACACGCAGGCGUCUUCCUCUUCUACGAGGAACGACGUCGACGAAGCGGCGGCGCUGAAGGAGUUGAUGGAGGGGUGGUGUCGACGUAGCAGGGCGAGUGACACCGCGUAUGCACCUCUUUAG
Messenger RNA from Leptomonas pyrrhocoris, 2090 nucleotides. RefSeq lists its product as hypothetical. NCBI's taxonomy places the organism in Eukaryota, Euglenozoa, Kinetoplastea, Trypanosomatida, Trypanosomatidae. Bases 372 to 2090 code for a protein of 572 amino acids. The record is from RefSeq and is a predicted model, not a curated record. The transcript has a single exon.